Messenger RNA from Choloepus didactylus (southern two-toed sloth), 2563 nucleotides. RefSeq names its product TLR adaptor interacting with endolysosomal SLC15A4 (gene TASL). The transcript is spliced from 3 exons. Gene Ontology annotation, biological process: regulation of toll-like receptor signaling pathway. Bases 787 to 1701 code for a protein of 304 amino acids. The record is from RefSeq and is a predicted model, not a curated record. NCBI's taxonomy places the organism in Eukaryota, Metazoa, Chordata, Mammalia, Pilosa, Megalonychidae.
UAAAGAUGUUUACAUUCUCACCAAUAAUAUAGGAGAAUGCCUGUUUCUCCGCAACGUUGCCCACACUCUAUUAUCGAUACUUUAUCUUUGUUAAUCUGAUUGAGAAAACUUUCCAUUUUCAUUUAAAAAAAAUUAUGAGUAUGAUUGAAAACUAAUACUUCUUAAAAAUUGUAGAUUAGUGAUGAAACUGAGAAUUUUCUAUAGUCAUAUAUGACUUUCGCUCACUUUUGGGAGAAGGGUCCCAGAGAGUUUAUUGUUUCAGGAGUAAAAUUAAUAAUGUUGAUAGGGUCCUUAGAUAAUGUGUUGCAAUAAACUAUUUUAACAAGAGACAGUUUCAUAGAUAGGUUUCAUUUUUUAAAAAAGGGGAAGAAACACCAUUCUGCGGCUCGAUGUGAGUUUGUCGGUUAUUACACCCUCUCCGGGACUUCCCACUGCUUUGUUAGCACAAAUCAGACUUGAGGAAAACCAACUCUUUUUUUUUCCCAUAGUAUCAGUUAUAAACAGAAUAACAAUGCAAAGAGCAGCUUAGUUUCUCAGUAUUAUCAGUGAAAGGUAGACUCAACAAAAGCUCGCAAAUAUUUCUGGAAAGAGCACAGGCUGACUUGCCAUUUGCAUAUGGUCAAUUGCUGUGUUUCUGCGCAGAGGACCAGGUUAAUUACUGAAGAUCAAUGUGAGAAGAUUGUAUUUCUGAGCUUGAGAUGCCUCUCGUAGAAGUGAAGAGUAUUUGAAACCUGAGUUACACAACAUUCCUAUGAUAAUAAUGGUAAUUUUGUGAAUAUACAAAGAAUGCUGUCAGAAGCGUAUCUCAGUGGACUUGCCUACUGGAAUGAUAUCCACUGGGGUUGUGCAUCUUGUAAGGAGCAGGUGGCUGAAGAAAAGAAAGAGGAGAUGAAUUCUGCUACCACCCUUUCCUAUUCCUCUGUGAAUGAAACACAGGUCAGAAGUCUCUACGUGAGCUGCCAAACCUCUGGCAAGUUUAUUCCUUCAGUGCAUUCGAGAGAGAACCAGCACAGCAGAAAUCAGAGACUCACAAUGCUACAGACAAACCCCAAUCCUGUGUUUGAAAGUCCAACCACAACUACAGUUGAAAUAUGUAGAGACCCCAGCACAAGCAGAGAAACUUACUUGGUUCCACCUUCCUGUCAAAGUAUUUGCAAGAAUUACAAUGACUUACAUAUUGCAGGGGGUCAGGUGAUGGCCAUUAAUUCCGUGACAACAGAUUUUCCCUCCAAGAGCAGUUUUGAAUAUGGCCCUUUGCUGAAGUCGUCAGAGAUUUCUUUGCCAAUGGAGGAUUCCAUUUCCACUCAGUCAAUUGACUUUCCCCCAAAACCUAUCCAGCGGUACUCAUCCUACUGGAGAAUAACCAGCAUCAAAGAGAAAAGCAGCCUGCAAAUGCAGAAGCCUGUUUCUAAUGCAAUGCUCAAUGAAUACCUGGAGCAGAAGGUGGUGGAGUUAUAUAAACAGUACAUUAUGGACACUGUAUUUCAUGACAGUUCCCCUACCCAGAUUCUGGCAUCUGAGCUCAUCAUGACAAGCGUAGAUCAAAUUAGUCUUCAAGUGUCCAGAGAGAAGAACCUGGGGACCUCAAAAGCGAGAGACAUAGUCAUUAACCGCCUGUUACAACUGGUUUCAACCUCAACCUCAACUGAAAUCAGCACUCCUAGUCUCCAUAUUUCUCAGUAUAGUAAUGUGAAUCCAUAGAGAGGAUCCUUUCAUUCCUCUAUCUCAACUACUCAAACCCAAAGCAACACUUGAUUACAUUUGUUCUGAGAAUGUGCAGAAGUGGUUCGUGAAGGCAAGUUCAGAGCUAGAGAUGUAAAGGUCAGCUAUAAGUCAGGAGUGAAUUAAGGGGAAACCUCAUAACAUUACAUAUAAUGAAGAAAUGUGGAAAAAGAACUAUAAAGAAUUAUUUCAAAGAGAGGUUUAUACAGCAAAGUAAGCAAAAAUAAAAAUGAUAAAAAAGAAAAGGUUAUGAUUCAUCUAAGGAAAUAUAGAUAUUGAAAAAGAAGAAAAAGAAGCCAAAUAAGAAGGAAGCACACCAUCACAAAACUAAAAAGCCAAAAGGCUUCUGGGUAAAGAGUUGAGAAUACAUUUGUUACUAAAAUAAAUUCCUACAAGUUGUUUCUUUUUGGGGGAAAUGGACUGUAGAAGGCUGUCAUGUUUAGGUAGAAAGUCAGGUUCAAAUAUUUUUUCUAAAAGAUAUGUUUAUAACUCUUUUCUCUAUUCUGUUAUCAGAUCAUUUAAAGAUACGUUCCUUAUACACAUUAAAAUUCUAGCAAAUUCAAUUGCGUUUUUAUUUUUGAAUGAUUACUUAGUUACAGCCAUAGCCACAAAACAGCCACUCAAAUCCCCUAGUUCUAUUUUCUAGUGGAGAUGAUUUCUAAGUGGAGAACAACACAUAGUGACUAUUUAAAAUAUUUUGUUUUAUUUUGUUGUGUAUGAUUUUCUUGAAGUACUAAGCUUCAAAAGAAAUUAUGAAUCUUAUUUUUCUCUUCCUUCUCCCCAUGCUCUCUUUUUUUUUUAAUCUUCAUUUUAUUGAGAUAUAUUCACAUACUAUGCAGUC